AAACUCAAGGGGUGUGCCCACUUCGUUAAUGGUUGCAGCUGUCAUGAUUUAUAAAUUCUUCCCUGGGAAGUGCUGCUGGCAAGUUACGUUUCAGACUUUCCUGCUUUUCUCUAUAGCGCUAUUUACAGACUGACCAGUGUUGGGGGAGAGAUUCUGCAGGUGUGAAUUUUUGGCCUUCACUUUCUGUGGAAACCUGGAACAAUAAAAUAAAAUAACCUAGGCCAUUGUAUGAAAUGGAAUCCCAUUCAUUGCAGCCCAAGCAUCUUGGAUCAGAUGAAAAAUCCAGAAAACCAGACAACAAAAACGGACCAAACGGAGAUGAACAGAUAGUCGCAGAGAUCAUGGGAAGGUGUUUCUCCCCUUCGCUGAUAACCACCCAAGCCUGGGAAGGGUUCCAUUUUGUUGGCCACAAGAUAAAGAUCACGGAAUCCACCGACUGCUAUGGAGCUGUCGUCUGGCCUUCGGCUCUCGUUAUCUGCCACUUUUUGGAAACCAACAUGAAAUCUUAUAACCUGACUGACAAAAAUGUCAUUGAAAUCGGAGCUGGGACAGGCCUGGUCUCGAUAGUUGCCAGUUUCCUUGGUGCACGUGUGGUUGCCACCGAUUUGCCCGAAUUGCUGGGGAACCUUCGAUACAACCUUGUCAAAAACACGAAGACCAGAUGCAAGCAUGAACCCCAGGCAAAGGAACUGUUUUGGGGGGUUGACCUGGAGAAGAAUUUCCCCAGGGCUUCGUGCCAGUUUGACUACAUCCUGGCGGCCGACGUUGUUUACCACCACCCGUACUUGAACGAGCUACUCCUUACCUUCGACCACUUGUGCAAGGACAACACUGUCAUCAUCUGGGCCAUGAGGUUCCGACUGGAGAAGGAAAACCAGUUUGUGGACAGAUUCAAUAAACUCUUUGACCUGGAGGUUAUAGCUGAUCUCCCCAGCUUAAAUAUAACCCUGUUUAAGGCAAAGAGAAGGCACAAAGCAAAAAGGCCUUCCCUUUUCCCAUCCAGACUGCUGAUUGGGUGAUUGUCAAUGCAUGGGUCUCCUUUGUUAGCCAGGAUUAGACCAUUUCUCAUUGGACUGCUAGGUUUGAAUGUAUGAUACUGGUAGAGCACUCAAAUGUUUGGUCCCCGGUUGCAGUCUGAAAUAAUACAAAAACAUUAACAGAUUCGCAAUGGUACAUGCACACCUUUGUUUGCACAGAUAAUGAGCCACAAUACAUACCUUUAUAACCAAUCAAUGCUGGAAAUGUAAAAGCGAAGUGGGCACUUUUUUUCAUUUAUGAUGGGGCUGUAAGGUUAUAAGCAGAUUUUGCAAUGAAGUCUAUGAGAAGUUAAAGAAAUUAUUUAAAAUUACAUUCGCAAAAAAGCCAGAAUCUUUUUUUAUUAGGAA
This is a messenger RNA of Lacerta agilis (Sand lizard), 1385 nucleotides long. RefSeq names its product protein-lysine methyltransferase METTL21E-like. Gene Ontology annotation, cellular component: cytoplasm; cytosol. Gene Ontology annotation, molecular function: protein-lysine N-methyltransferase activity. NCBI's taxonomy places the organism in Eukaryota, Metazoa, Chordata, Lepidosauria, Squamata, Lacertidae. The record is from RefSeq and is a predicted model, not a curated record. Gene Ontology annotation, biological process: peptidyl-lysine methylation. The transcript has 5 exons. The coding region runs from base 234 to 1019 and encodes 261 amino acids.